Messenger RNA from Staurois parvus, 414 nucleotides. NCBI's taxonomy places the organism in Eukaryota, Metazoa, Chordata, Amphibia, Anura, Ranidae. The record is from the annotation of a GenBank genome assembly.
AUCAGUGCCCUGAUGAUCAGUGUAGUCCAUCAGUGCCUUGCGUCAGUGCCUCGUGACAGUGCCUAUCAGUACCACAUCAAUGCCACAUAUCAGUGCCUGCCAGUGCCCAUCAAUGCCACAUAUCAGUGCCCAUCUGAGCUGCCUUUCAGUGUCACCCAUCAGUGCUGCCAAUCAGUGCCGCCUAACAGUGCCAGUCAGUGCUGCCUAUCAGUGCCAUGUAUCAGUGCUGCCUUUCAGUGCCCAACAAUGAUGCCUGUCAAUGCCCAUCAGUGCCACCUACCACCUAUCACUGCCCAUCACUGCAGCCUCAUUAGCGCACAUUAGUGAAGGAGAAAAAUCACUUUUUUAUAACAAAAACUAAGAAAAAAUGUUUUUGUUUUUUUUCAAAAUUUUCUGUGGUUUUUGGUUUGUUUA